UAUAUAGAAAUACGAAAUAUGGGUAAAUAGUGUCGCAUCAUCGCAUUUUGUUACUAAGCAACGCAUCUCCUUACCAGUCCUUCCAACUAGUCUUUUUCAUAUCUAUUGUUCCAUAUCUCAAGACCUCACUUGCAGAUUGCCAUAGAGAAUUCUAAGCGGCAAGCUUAGUCGUGACAUCUAUAAUUAUACAACUGUUUAAUGUCUAUAUAAAGGUUCGUUCUCAAAGGAAUGCUUUCGUGUCCAAUCAGCUGAUAUAUAAACAAAAUUAAAUUUGUUCUUUUUUAUUUAACUCUAAUCAUACAACAGGAAGUAAAUUGAUUUCCGUAGUAUUUUUUUGUCUAAUUCAUUAUUUGUAUGUGCUUAAGUGGUUCAAAGUCCUUCAAUAGCGUGAUGAUGCACAUAGAAAUGAAAAAGGAAAACAUGGCGAAACAACGUGUGAAAUGAUUACAAUAUAAAUUUAAAACGAAUAAUUAUUGAUCGGAAUGACAACUAACGAAGAAUCCGUAGAUGACAGUCUCUUAGAGAGAUUCAUCAAAAGUGACGAAAAUAAGGUUGUGAAUUGUCGAAGUAGUAUAGACAAUAUUGAAGGGCACAAAUUACGACAUGGAACGGACAGUUUUCCAAAUAUUAAUGAAAGACCGGUUGAUGAUAUUUCCAUCGAAUUUUUUUAUAAACCGCAUAGCAUUACACUUCUUCUCAUUUCAAUCGGUGCUGUAAUAUAUUCCGCAUUCACUAGGAAUACUACAAAUGUUGAAGACAAUAUUUGGGCUGGAAUAUUAUGUAUCAUAUUUUUCUUUCUGAUUAUAUCUAUACUUACAUUUCCAAAUGGACCAUUUACGAGACCUCAUCCUGUUGUAUGGAAACUUGUAUUUGGUUGUAGUGUAUUAUAUCUAAUGGGUCUAUUAUUUAUGCUAUUUCAAGAUUAUGAAACAGUUAGAAAAAUCUUUGUUUGGAUAGAUCCUAGUUUGGCAUCGUUUCAUAUUGAUAUGGAUAAAGAAUAUGGUGUUAAUUGUUCAGAAAUUACAAUUGAGAAAAUAUGGAACCAUUUAGAUGUUUUUGCAUUAGCUCACUUCUUAGGAUGGACUUUUAAAGCAAUUCUUAUUCGUCAUCUUGGUAUUCUGUGGGCUAUUAGUAUUAUGUGGGAAGUAACAGAAAUAGCAUUUGCUCAUUUAUUACCAAAUUUUGUGGAAUGUUGGUGGGAUGCUUUUAUACUUGAUGUUAUUGUCUGUAAUGGUUUGGGUAUUUGGGUUGGAUUAAAAAUUUGCUCUCUCUUAGAAAUGAGAGAAUAUAAAUGGGUAAGCAUUCUUGACAUUGAGAGCACUACUGGAAAAUUAAAGAGAGCAAUGCUACAAUUUACUCCUGGUAGUUGGACUGCUGUUAGAUGGUUGGAUCCAACAUGUACAUAUAUGAGAUUCGUUGCUCUGUGUCAGUUGGUUAUAUUCUGGCAAGUUUCAGAGCUUAAUACAUUUUUUUUGAAACAUGUGUAUGAAUUUCCACCUCAUCCAUUUGUUGUGGCAAGAUUGGUAUUAAUUGGAGUAAUAGUUGCACCUUCUGUUAGGCAAUACUACAUGUAUGUAACAGAUCCAACGUGUAGUAGAGUAGGGACUCAAUGUUGGGUUUAUGGUGCAAUUAUGGUUACAGAAGCAUUACUAUGUAUAAGGCAUGGUGCUGCAUUAUUUGAACGUACUCAAGCAUUAAAUAUUCUUCUAUGGCUACUUUGCCAGUCUCUAGUCUCAGUUCUUUGUGUUUAUGGCUGUGUUUUAUGGCAUCGGUACUUUGAGACAGAAAAGAAAGCUACUUCAAAACAAUGUAUUACUCAACUAGACAACAGUCAUCUGGAUGUAACCCUUAGCAGUGGAGACAUGGUUCAUUCUACAAAAUCUAUGGAUUUAUUGGAAAAGAAACAAUUAUAAACAAUUAUGAGCAAGGAAUAUUCAACUAAAGGGUGAAUUAUUUAUAUUGUUAAAUUUUCUAGUCACAUUAUAACAUCGUACAAUAGAAGUUUUGGAUGUAAUGGAUUUAAUGAAUACAUGAGUUUGUCUGGUUUUUGAAUACUACGCUCGUUUGCGCGUGAAUGUUAUGAAAAAAAAUGUUCCUGAGAAUAAAUGAAAAGCGUUGUUACCACUUAACUCACGUUUUUUUAUAAAAUUUUUAUAAAAUAUUCGUUAUAUUAUUUACGCAUUUUAAUUGCGUAAUUAUAUUAUUCUGCUGUGUCGCAUAAAUAUGGAAAUACUUUGCAUUCAAUAUAUGGAAUAUUUGGCAUUAUUCGUGAACCUUGCGGACAAUUCCAAGCUUUGCCGAGAAACAUAUUAUUUGAUGCGGAGACAAAAAUACGAAUCCGAUUUGGUAACUGUUCAUUCUCAUAUAAUGAUAUAUACGAUGACGUAAGUGGUGACUUCGUACAGUACAUCUAUAAAAA
Molecule: messenger RNA, 2419 nt
Organism: Apis florea (little honeybee)
Lineage: Eukaryota; Metazoa; Arthropoda; Insecta; Hymenoptera; Apidae
Gene: l(3)77CDf
Product: phosphatidylserine synthase 1 homolog l(3)77CDf
Biological process (GO): phosphatidylserine biosynthetic process
Molecular function (GO): L-serine-phosphatidylethanolamine phosphatidyltransferase activity
Source: RefSeq, a predicted model, not a curated record